UCAGAAAAUUUGAUGUUUACUUUUUGUUGGUUAUCUGAAAUUUUUUCGUAUUUUUAAAUCGUCAUUCUAUAUUUCUUUUAAAUUAUUUAUUUAACUAUUAUCUUUUCGAUUACAGAUCUACAUUACGUGUUUAAAAAGAAUAUAUUUUUACAAUGGAUAAUGCUGUAGAUGUAUCCCAGUAUAUUUUACCCCAAGAUCAACCUUUUGUAAGAUUGGAAAUUGAAACUGCAUUUAAUGGCCUAACAAAGCAGGAAAAGUUUUAUUCCCACUACCUUAGCCAAGCCUCUUGGAAUGGUAGUUUGAUUACGUUUAUUCAGACUAGUCCAGAAUCCGGACCAAUAUUUGUCCUGUUGCUUAAAUUCUUUUCGGAGCAAGACAAUAAUGCAUUUAAAGAAACCGCUUUAAAGAGUGGUUUUUCAGAGGACGAUUUAAAAGCGCUUUAUAUUUAUGCUGGAGGGGUAUUUGCCAAUGCCGGAAAUUAUAAGGGAUUUGGCGAUACUAAAUUUAUACCAAAUAUUGAACAAAAUCGUUUAGAAGAAUUAUUAGCUUUAAGUCCUUCAUGGCCAGAGAUUAAAGCCUUGUGGAAUAUGUAUAAAGACAUUAUAUAUGAUUUGAGUCCUGGUAAAACAUGCCUUGGAUAUAAUCCACUUGGAACCACGACAUAUUUAUCGAAAAAUAUUACACCUGAAGAUACAGAAAAAGUCCAAAACUGGUUAAAAUCCAAAAAAAUUGAAUGCUACAAUAACAGAUUGUUUAAGUUUGAAGAAAAAAACGAAGUUGUUUAUGAAAUUCGAAUGGCUUCUGAAGAAGAAAAGCCUCCACUAGAGUAUAGAGAGGGGAACAUAACCUAUAAGGUUACGUAUGGAGAUUACUGUCCUUUAAUGGGCUUGUUAGCCGAUAAUUUAGAGAAAUCUGUUGAAUUUGCUGCUAAUCCAACGGAACAGUCUAUGAUUAAAAGUUAUGUUCAGUCGUUUCGAACUGGUUCUUUAGAUGAUCACAAAACAGGUCAGUAUUUGUUCACAAUAAUCGGUGUAAAUAAAGAGAUGUCAAGAAAAUUCGCCUACUUAGUAUCAAAUGCAGAAAGUUUCUUGAAACUGCUACCCUGGGAUAAGGAAUUCGAAAAGGACGAAUUUUUGAAACCAGACUUCACAUCUCUGGAUGUUCUUACCUUUGCCGGCAGCGGAAUACCAGCUGGCAUCAAUAUACCUAAUUACGAUGAUAUCAGGCAAACUGAAGGGUUCAAAAACGUGUCAUUAGGCAACGUUAUUCCAGCCAGUUAUCAGCAAUCUGUAACUCCGUUCUUAUCUAAGGAAGAUGCUGAACUUCUGCAAAAGUGGAGAGUACCAGCUUUUGAAUUACAGGUUGGAUUACAUGAACUUCUUGGUCACGGUUCGGGUAAAUUGUUUAAAAAAGAAGCUGAUGGUACUACCAAUUUUCCCUCUACACUUCUAGAUCCGCUAACAGGUAAACCCCCAUCUCCUUGCUACGAACCAGGCGACACCUACGAUUCCCGUUUUGGACCCCUAAGUUCGUCGUACGAAGAGUGCCGUGCCGAGGCCGUCGGUUUGUAUCUAAGCUUGGAACCAGAAGUAUUAAAAAUAUUCGGCCAUGAAGGCAGUCAAGCGGAAGAAGUAGUCUACGUCAAUUGGUUGUCACUGAUAUGGGCAGGAGCGGGUCGUGGUUUGGAAGUGUGGUCACCUGGUAGGGGAUGGUUGCAAGCUCAUGCUCAGGCUAGGUAUGUUAUAUCCAGAGUUCUUAUUGAAGCAGGCGUGGUAAAAGUGACACAACCCAGCGAAAACGAUCUCCUGAUCACUUUGGAUCGGUCAGCUAUCAUGGGAGCCGGAAAAGAAGCUAUAGGAAAGUUCCUGCUUAAGUUACAGAUCUACAAAGCAACCGGAAAUAUAGAAGAAGCGGAGAAAAUGUACAAUCAUUAUUCAACUGUAGAGGAACCUUGGUUGAGCUGGAGAUCCAUUGUCCUGGCCAACAAGCAACCGAGGAAGAUUUUCGUGCAGGCCAACACUUUCGUGAAGGACAACGAAGUUCAACUGAAGCAAUACGAGCCGUCCAUGGAGGGCAUGAUCCAAUCUUGGGUGGACAGAUUCGAAAAUAAGAGCAAUAUCUACAAUUACAUUAUGGAAUUGACAUCAAAAGAUGCGCAACAUUUCUAAAAAAUGUUCCUUUUCUUUUACUUUUUAUUAAAAAAAUAUACGUGAAUAUACAGAGGGUUGUUAACGGUAAGUAUCGUAUUAGUGGUAUUUAUGGAGAUUUGCUCAUGAUAAUUUUUUUCUUUUCUCAUUUUUUACCCAGUAAAAGAGCAUUCAUAUAUCUGGCAUAGCUGCGUGACCAAAAUUUGCAUAUGCAACCAAAAUUUCAGGUUUUUAGCAUGCCUAAGUAAUUCUUCAUAAACGUCCAAUUUGAUACUUAUGGUUAAUAACCCUAUACAGGGUUGUUCACCACAUACGACACGGAGUAUUGUAGCUAAACGAUUAGAUUUUUACAAAUUUUAAGUUUUGGGUUGGUUGAAGGACUA
This is a messenger RNA of Sitophilus oryzae (rice weevil), 2530 nucleotides long. RefSeq names its product dipeptidyl peptidase 3 (gene DppIII). NCBI's taxonomy places the organism in Eukaryota, Metazoa, Arthropoda, Insecta, Coleoptera, Curculionidae. The transcript has 13 exons. Gene Ontology annotation, molecular function: metalloexopeptidase activity; dipeptidyl-peptidase activity. Gene Ontology annotation, cellular component: cytoplasm. Gene Ontology annotation, biological process: proteolysis. The record is from RefSeq and is a predicted model, not a curated record. Bases 153 to 2168 code for a protein of 671 amino acids.